AUGGGAUUCCCCAAGUUUGAUGUCGACAAACUGCGUUGUGUGUCAAUUGUGUUUGGAGCAUUCUGUAUGAUCGCUAUCAAUGAUGGGACAAUGUGUGUUGCUGGGAUUUAUGUUUCAUACUGGAUGCCUGAAAUGAACGCAACUCGAUUUGCGCUCGAUUGGGUUGGAUCAACCCAAAUGGGAUUAGCAUUUUGUCUAGGACCUAUAGCAGGUCAGUUAAUUGCCAAAAUUGGCGCACAAUUUGUCUCACUGAUUGGCGGUAUCUUAUGCCUGUUAAGUUUCCUUGCCUGUGGUUUUACCGUGCAUAUCGCCAUGCUCUACAUAUUUUACGGCAUUCUUAGCGGAAUUGGGAUCGGUCUAGCUUACAUGAGUGCAGUCGUUGCAGUAACGCUGAAUUUUGAAUCCAAACGAUCAAUCGCAAUGGGCAUUAUCACAUGUGGAACUGGCAUUGGUUACAUUUUGAUUCCCUCAUUGGUACAAUCACUCGAAUGGCGAAAAACGAUGUUCGUCCUUGCAGCAAUCACUGUAAAUCUGGGUUUGUUUGGAUUUAUGCUCGUAUCCCGAGUGCAUGUUCAAGUGGCGCGUAAAUCAAUGGUUUUUUCAGCCGGUCCAACUGAUCUGAUGUUUUUGGACGAAGGUAUUGUACGAGAUUUGCGAAUGCCAUCGCAAAUAUUCGGUUCUUCUGCUGCAAUCAAUUCCACACUAAUGUUAAACGAACUGAUUGAUGACAAACGAAUGAAUCAUUUUCUGGGAAAUUUUGGCUCCUUUGUUUACAUGGCUCAGCUGGAUCAGCUUAUUCCAAAAGGUCUGAGACAAAAGCGGAGUCGAUUUCAAUUAUUUACCAAUGUGGACUAUGAUCUGUUACUGAUCGCCACAUUUCUGUUCUCAUUUACAUUCAUGCCCCCAGUCAACUACAUGUUCGAUCGUCUUCGAAUCAAACAAGUCCCGGAAAAUUUUAUCUCCUUAAUUCUAUCAGCCGUUGGGAUUUUUGGAGCCAUAACCCGUCUCGGUGUGGGAGUAAUGGCCUCAUUCAAAUGGUGCAAGAAGCUACCUUUUCUGCUAUUUUGGUUAUUACUUUACACAGUCAUUAACAUGGCAUCAAAUUACAUGUCUCAUUGGCUCCAUUUCGCAGGUUAUGCAGCGCUUCUGGGCUGUUCUUGUGCUUACGUUGUGCUACAACCAAUUAUAAUGGGUGAGUUGGUCCCAAAAGACGACUUGACAACAGCGCUGGGUGUCAGUCUGAUGGCCUCUGGAGCCGGUUAUUUGUUGGGACCACCAAUCAUGUCCGUCGUGUACGAUCGGUGGAAAAGCUACGACAUUUGCUAUGCAACCUGUGCUAUUUUAGUGUUUAUUGCCAGUCUGCACGUCCUGCUUAUCGUCGGUCUACGGAUUCCCGCAUUGCGGGCGGAAGCUCGGGAGCGAAAGUUGAAAAAGCGAUUGGAAGAUGAAAUGAAACAAGUGCACUCAGAUUGCUCCAACCGACUCGUCUUGUCCUCUGUCGGCAACCAAUGA
This is a messenger RNA of Echinostoma caproni, 1512 nucleotides long. The record is from the annotation of a GenBank genome assembly. NCBI's taxonomy places the organism in Eukaryota, Metazoa, Platyhelminthes, Trematoda, Plagiorchiida, Echinostomatidae.